Messenger RNA from Vitis vinifera (wine grape), 1170 nucleotides. RefSeq lists its product as uncharacterized. The transcript has 2 exons. Bases 394 to 1011 code for a protein of 205 amino acids. The record is from RefSeq and is a predicted model, not a curated record. NCBI's taxonomy places the organism in Eukaryota, Viridiplantae, Streptophyta, Magnoliopsida, Vitales, Vitaceae.
AUUAAACAGAGGAAUAAAGUUGAGCAAGGAUGCGCAGAAAACUAGAAGAGAACUCUGUACAGACUCACAUUUUCUCAUUUCUUUUGUUUUCUUUCCUUCUUCUAUUUUGUCCUUGUUUGUUUCUUCAAAGCUUGAAUACCCAUCUCAUCGAUGACGGAGCUGCCUAUGAUCUCAAAAACCCAUUGUAUAUUCACUUUCCAACAGUGCAAAACCGCUUUCUUUGGACCCCAUUUCUUAGUUUGCUUCUGUCGUUUUCGUAUUUGUGAAUUGAAGACGAGGUGGGGGUUCUGAUUCUUGAAGAAACUCACGAGACUUACAUGGAUGAAGCAGGCCAACUCGUCGGCGUGAUCAGUGAUUGAGGCGAGAACGCUGCUGUGGUUCCUGAGAGAGGAAAUGGACGGUUUGGAUCGAAUCGGGAGGUGGAGGAGUAUAAAGCGACGGCUGGGAUUUAAGAAGAUGAGCUGCUGCGGCGCGUCCUGGGGUUUCAGGCCGUCGACGAUGACCGUGAGAGAGGAUGACAAUGACGACGACGAUGGAGUCCAAGCCCAAGCCCAAGCGCAGUCCAUGGCUCAGGCCCAAGAGGAAGUGGGUCAGGCCUCGCCGGGGAUCAGUCCGGACCGGGGCUGCGUGGGCGAAGCUCCGGUGUCGCCGAGGAUGAACCUGGCGACGGCGCUGGCGGCCGAGCGGCAAAUGAGGGCGGCGCAGGACGUGGCUACCGUGGCGGUGGGGCCCACGAAUGGUGGGACAAGUGAGGGUGCACCUGGGACGCCGCUGAGGGUGUCGCUGCUGAGACUGCUGGAGGAAUCGGACGGUGGGGAUGGGGAGAUGGAGAAGGAGAGAGGAGCGGGGAGUGAUCAACUGUGCUGCGUGUGCAUGGGAAGAAAGAAAGGCGCAGCUUUCAUACCAUGUGGUCACACCUUUUGCAGGGUGUGUUCGAGGGAGCUGUGGUUGAACCGAGGCUCUUGUCCCCUCUGCAACCGUUCGAUUCUCGAGAUUCUGGACAUAUUCUGAGCCGUCAGAUCAACCGCCUCGGGAUCCGACGGUUGAUGGGUGGACUCAAGGAGGGAAAUUUUUUCAAAAGGGUGAUUCAAUUUUCGAUGUUACGAGGAUUUAUUUGUAAUUUGAUGAUUUUAUUGCGACUUCAAAUUUGUCUAUUUUUGUGAAUUUCCA